GUAACAACCUGUUUUUUUCCCUCAAGAACAAAACUGCCGUGCAUCAGAUGUUCUCAGCCAGACUGUGGCGGACCUUUCUGAGAACGAGAUGGCUUUUUUCCCGUAUUUUUCAGCGGAGACAUGGACUUUAAUCGCCAUUGUUGUUGCUCUGCUGGUGCUCUAUGGAAAUGCACCCUAUGGCUUUUUCAAGAAAAUCGGGAUCAAAGGUCCCAAACCGUUGCCGUAUAUUGGGACAUUUCUGGAGUACAGAAAGGGCAUUCACAAUUUUGAUAUGGAAUGUUUUCAAAAGUAUGGAAAAGUCUGGGGUCUUUUUGAUGGCAGACAACCCAUCAUGGCUACAGUGGACACAAGUAUGAUUAAAACCAUCUUGGUUAAGGAGUGUUAUUCUGUCUUCACCAACAGACGGGAUGUGGGCCUAAAUGGACCUCUAAAGGAUGCUGUUUCAAUCGUAGAAGAUGACCAAUGGAAGAGGAUCCGCAGUGUCCUCUCUCCGUCAUUCACAAGUGGCCGACUGAAAGAGAUGUAUGGAAUAAUGUUGCAUCACUCAAGCAAUCUGUUCGGAUGUCUUCGGAAGAAAGCAGAAGGCGAUGAGGUCAUUGAAGUCAAAGAAGUUUUUGGGCCGUACAGUAUGGAUGUUGUGACCAGUACUGCAUUCAGUGUGGACAUUGACUCCAUUAACAAUCCCUCUGACCCAUUCGUCUCAAACAUUAAGAGAAUGGUCAAUUUUAACAUCUUCAAUCCCUUGCUUGUGCUUGUCGUUAUUUUUCCAUUUCUGCGGCCACUGAUUGAAAAGAUGGAUUUCACACUCUUCCCAGCUGAUGUGUUGACUUUCUUCUAUAGCUUCCUAAAAAUGAUCAAAUCUGACCGGAACAAAAAUGAACACAAGAACAGAGUUGAUUUCAUGCAGUUGAUGGUAGAUUCUCAAAUGUCAGACUCCAGCGAAGGAGAUGCAAGCAACCUCAAAGGUCUGACUGAUAAUGAAAUCCUCUCUCAGGCCAUGAUUUUUAUCUUUGCUGGCUAUGAAACCAGUAGCAGCUCACUGUGCUUCUUAGCCUACAAUCUAGCAACACACCCUGAAAUCCAAAAGGUUCUACAAGAUGAGAUUGAUGAAACAAUUCCAGACAAGGCGAGACCAAAGUAUGAAGACCUGAUGCAGAUGGAGUACCUGGAUAUGGUAAUGAAUGAGUCCGCAAGGCUGUUUCCUAUCGCCAGUCGUCUGGAAAGGAUAGCAAAGACCUCAGUGGAAGUUGACGGAAUGACCAUUCCCAAGGAAACUGUGGUCAUGGUGCCGGUUUACGCUCUUCACCGUGACCCUUCUUUAUGGCCGCAACCUGACUCUUUCAAACCUGAAAGGUUCAGCAAAGAGAACAAAGACAACAUCGAUCCUUACGCAUACUUGCCAUUUGGAGCAGGGCCAAGGAACUGUAUUGGCAUGCGAUUUGCUCUCCUGAUGAUGAAGUUGGCUUUGGUGGAGAUCCUGCAGCACUACAGCUUUGUCACCUGCAAGGAAACGGACAUUCCGAUGACGCUGUCAAACGACCAAUUUACAUCGCCUAAGAAUCCCAUCAAACUGAAACUAGUGGCAAGGGAAGAUGUUCCAGAUUGUACUUCAAGAGAAAUGUGAUUUUUUUUUUCAUAUAUUCUUUCUUUUAGAACAGGGGUCGGGAACCUUUUUGGCCGAGAGAGCCAAGAAGCCUAAUAUUUAAAAAUGUAUUUCCGUAAGAGCCAUAUCAUAUUUUUUUAGCACUGAACACAACUAAAGGUGUGCAUUUUUAAGUAAGACCAAAUUUCUAGAGUAUAAUAGUUAUCUUAUUCUUUGUAAUAACAUUGUUAUUCUGAAGCUAACUGUGGAGGGGGGGCGUGGCCUUCGGGCCUGCAGCAAAGCGGGGUGUGCCAGGACCAGCCUCGAAAUCAGCGACAGGUGCGUAGACGGCCCACCUGGGCCUUGUUAUGAGCAGCAGCCAGGAGGAGAGACGAGGUUGGAGCUAGAGCCAGAGCGCGAGCGAGAACGAAAGAGAAAAAGACAAUUGCUGGAAAGCAACUGAGAGACUUAAUGAAAAAUAAAACAAUAUUGUAACCCUGAAACAGGCUCUCAUGUCGAUGCUUGGUGGUCUGAAGAACCCCCAGGAGGGAAAGCCACACACUAACCAAUAAUAAAUAAAUUACUUCUUACCAUUAACGCAACUUCUUGAACAGGUGCGGUAGAAAAUGGAUGGAUGGAUUAAAAUGCAUGAGAAUGUUUUAUAUUUGGAAAAUUAUUUUGAACACUUUGAUUACAAGUGGAAUUAUUCAGUACUUAUCGUGUUAAGCAGUGUCAGCUCAGAUUUAUCCGGGAGCCAGAUGCAGUCAUCAAAAGAGCCACGUCUGGCUCGCAAGCCAUAGGUUCCCUACCCCUGUUUUAGAAGAAUGACAUGGGACGUACGUAAGUUUGCGUCAAUAUUGACGUUAUGUUCUCAAUCAAUCAAUCAAAGGUUGAUUAUUUUCUGCAUACAGUAUCUUAUCUUUAUAAGUCACAGUUACUUUAAACAAGGAACUAAUCGAAUUCAAGUAACAGUAAAUUUGGCAUAUGUUUGCACGCAACUAACACUAAACGCUAUGGUAUGUUUAUGCCUGCUACAGAAAUGCUAUCUUUUACCUAAAUUCCUUUGAUGCUUAUCCAAUCUCAGGCUGCAGCUACAUCCACACAUAUGCUAUGCUGUACAUAAUGUAAACAAUGCAUAACAUAAUGCAUUUAAGAUUAAAGACAGUUAAAAGAAAAUGGAAGAUGAUUAGUGUUUUCUGUAAAUGAGAUAAAACUACAAUAAAAACAGACUUUGUUUCAA
This is a messenger RNA of Nerophis ophidion (straightnose pipefish), 2822 nucleotides long. Its product is annotated as cytochrome P450 3A27-like. Gene Ontology annotation, molecular function: oxidoreductase activity, acting on paired donors, with incorporation or reduction of molecular oxygen, reduced flavin or flavoprotein as one donor, and incorporation of one atom of oxygen; heme binding; iron ion binding. The transcript has 13 exons. The record is from RefSeq and is a predicted model, not a curated record. NCBI's taxonomy places the organism in Eukaryota, Metazoa, Chordata, Actinopteri, Syngnathiformes, Syngnathidae. The coding region runs from base 89 to 1624 and encodes 511 amino acids.